CUGCCCUUCCGCAAAUCGACCCAGCUCUCGCUGUCCUCGACGAUACGACAGUACAUCAACACCAAAUAUGACCAGCACCCGGACAUGUUCCGUCAGGACCUCGAGGUCAUCGACGCCCUCCGCCGCGAUGCGGUGAAUGUCAGAGAGCCGCACCCCAGCGGCAUCAAGAAGCUGCAGGCCUACGCGGGACAGCUCGCCUGGAUCGGUGGAAAGUUCCCAAUCGAUAUCGGAGCCGAGUUCACCUGGUACCCAGCUUUAGGCUACAACACCGAGCGACCGAUGGUACGGAACAACCUCAAGUACGAGCUCAUGAACGUGCUCUACAACCUCGCCUCGCUAUACUCGCAGCUCGCUGUCGCGCAGUCACGAACAGGCACCGAGGGCCUGAAGACCGCGGCGGGCCAUUUUUCAGCCGCUGCCGGCGUGCUGCAGCACAUGCAGAAGGAGGUCCUCCCCGAGCUGCGCAUGUCGGACCCGCCCGAAGACAUGGACGCCAACACGCUCGAGUCGCUCACACAGCUCCUUCUGGCGCAGUCCCAGGAGUGCUUUUGGCAGAAGGCCGUUAUGGACGGGUACAAAGAUGCCAUCAUCGCUCGCCUGGCGGCGCGGGUGUCGGACCUGUACAGCUCGGCGGGCGAGGCGGCCAUGAAGAGCGAGGCUAUCAGCUCUGCUUGGAUUCACCACAUGAGCGCGAAGCACCACCACUUCGCCGGAGCUGCGCAGUAUCGUGCUGCGUGCGACUGUUUAGAGAAGAGGCGGUACGGCGAAGAGGUUGCUCGGCUGCAGGAUGCUGUUGCAUGCGUAAACGAGGGACUGAAGGAGAGCCGUGGAGGGUACCUGAACAAGGCCGUACUCGAGGAUCUUAAUGGACUCAAGAGAAAGGUCGAAGAAGAUCUCAAACGAGCGGAGAAGGACAAUGACGUUAUCUAUCUACAACCUGUGCCGCCAAAGUCAGAGCUCAAGAUUCUCGAGAGAGCCAAUAUGGCUAUUGCUAAAACCCCGCCUCAAGUCGCGAACCCGUUCGAUUAUCUCGGAGAUCAAGCCGAGUUCGGCCCAGCCCUCUUCACGAAGCUCGUGCCGUUCUCUGUGCACGCAGCCAUCACCAUGUACGAACAAUCGCGUGAUCGUAUAGUAAACGAGAACAUCAUUGGCGAGUUGGAAAGGCUCACAGAACAGUUGCAUGUUAUGCUCAGUUCUGCCAAUCUCCCCGGCUCGCUACAGGCCCUCGAAAAGCCUUUGGGUCUACCUCACAGCUUGGUUCACCACGCCGAAGAAAUCCGACAAGCAGACGCCUUGGGCCGCAUCCAGAGAGCGUUUUCCGAUAUUGACAAGCUUCGCAACGCGGACAUCUCAGUCUUCAACGAGGGCAAAGCCAUCCUCGCGGCAGAGGAAGAAGAGGACCAGAGGCUCAGGCGCAAGUACGGUACCGAUAGGUGGUCAAGGCCGGACAGUCGCAGCGAUCCUCAGGGCAGUGCGUUCUGGGCCCAAGUGGCCGAAAUUGAGGGCUACUUCGCCAGCAGCACGAGUAGUGAUGCGGUCGUGAGAGACAAGUUCAGGGAGGUGCAGGACCUAUUAGAGAUGCUGUCGGGGUCCGAUCGGACUUUAAUGGACUAUGUCCCUUCCAGCAGACGCAUGGACAUCCCGGAGCCCUUGAAGCCAGUCAUAGGAAGACUGCGCGGGGCGUACAACGAUGUCCUGCGUCUUGAGUCGAGAAGGAGAAAGAAGGCCGAGGCGCUCCGGGAGAAGGCCAGAACGGAUGACAUCAAGCCGGACAUUCUCAAGGAGGCGGCUCGCCUGGAGAGGACUUACCCCACCACGGCAAUAGUCCCCGCACAUUUCGAUGACUUUUUUGAGAAGCGCCUGGACAAACUUUAUGAACCGGAGAUCGAGGCUGUCAAAAAGGAAGAGGAGGAACAAGACCGUCUGAUGACAGAGGUGCAACGAGUCAACCGUGAGUUCGAAAGUCAGAAGAAGAACCUGGCCAGCGGCAGCCGCGAGCGCGAGCAGGCGCUGCAAAGACUCGACAACGCGUAUUAUAAGUACAAGGAGAUCGUCAACAACGUCGACGUGGGUCGGAAGUUCUACAACGACCUGAGUAAAGUGGUGGGCCAGAACUUCCGCGAUCCGGUCAAGGCGUGGGCUGCGGAGCGGCGGAUGGAUGCAAAGAGUCUUGAAGAGGAGGUCAACAUGCCGCCUCUCGGCUCCCUGAACAUCAACAGGUCCCCGGUACACUCGCCGUCGGGCUCAAACUACGACCCCCGCUCCAACUCCUACUUCAACGCCAGCGUCGUUCCUGGCUCCUCCCCACCGCAACAGCAACCUCCGUCGCGGCAUGAGGUUCACUCCCCGGCCGAGGCGCAUAUCCAGUCCUGGGCUGGAUCGACCGUGGAACCGCAGCACCCACGACCCGCACCGGCCUUGUCCGGUAGUAUGUGGCAACCGGAAAUGGGUAUAAAAUUCGGCAACGCUGCCGGCGCCCCGGCCGCGGCCAACACGCAGGGCCAGCAGACCCCUAACAAGCCCCCACAGACCGGCGGCACUUGGGAUCCGGGUUCCGGAAUAAGAUUCGGAUAG
Molecule: messenger RNA, 2574 nt
Organism: Colletotrichum karsti
Lineage: Eukaryota; Fungi; Ascomycota; Sordariomycetes; Glomerellales; Glomerellaceae
Product: ph signal transduction protein
Exons: 4
Cellular component (GO): endosome
Molecular function (GO): protein binding
Source: RefSeq, a predicted model, not a curated record